AUGGCCGCCAUGUCGAGAGGCCAAACCGCGAAGCCGGCUGCAAAGCCCAAAUCCAAGGUCGCCAAAUCAGCGCGCCCCCAGAAACGGGUCAAGGGCGGCACCGAAUCGACGCGCAACCAUGUCUUCAAAGGCUUCACCCAGCGCAUUGCCCAGCUCAAGAUCGAACCCAUCCGCCGCGGUCGCAGCACCUUCCUCGACGACGCCGAACUCGAAUCCACCUUCUCCUACUUCCGCGACUCGUUCAAUGAGUGGCGGGAGCUCAACAUGUCCGAGGGCUUCACCACCUUCGCCCGCAAGGUCGCGCCACUAUGCGACAGCCUCCCCCAGGUCCUCCACCACAGCGACCGCAUAUUCGACCUGCUCGUAGAAUACAUCGAGAAGGGCGAGAAGUUCAGCCAAGAACCGUUGCUCAGUCUCACGGCGCAUCUGGCACACGACAUGGGCGAGCGGUUCGAGAAGUACUUUGAAAAGGCAGUCACGACGGUGUCGCAUCUGGCAGCCACACAUGCUGAUGUCGAGGUCAUAGAGUGGGCUUUUGGCUGUCUCGCAUGGCUGUUCAAGUACCUCUCGCGCCUCUUAGUCCCCAACCUGCGCCCGGUCUUCGAUCUCAUGUCGCCUCUGCUGGGCAAAGAGCGCCAGAAAGCCUUCGUCUCCCGUUUCGCCGCCGAAUCGCUCAGCUUCCUAGUCCGCAAAGCCGGCGCCGGCUACCACCGCGACAAGAUGCCUCUCCGGACAAUCAUCAAGCACAUAUCGGACCAGCUGAAGGACCAGCAAGAGUCGGGCAAGGACUACGCGUUCCAGCAGGGUCUCAUGUACCUGUUGACCGACUCGCUCAAGGGUGUACAACGCGGAUUCCACUCGAGCGCGACGGCCAUACUACAGGAGCUUUUAGCAGAGACCUACAACGAAGAGCACGUCCAACUCCGCAUCCCGCCUCUGGAGCCCGUGGUGACUGGCGUCAUCACCGCUGCUAUCCAUCAUACCGACGCAGAAAACUUCGCGCCACUCCUCGAAGUGAUUCUCGCACAGAUCGAUAAGACAUCUUCCGAUACGCGUUACAUGGGCCUUUCGUCUCGUCUGCUGCUAGUCGCUUGUGGUGUGCGACAAGGUGAUCGUGUCGAUGACUGGCAACCCGUGCUGAGCUUGGUCAAUCAUUUGCUGAACUCAACCAAGGAAUCAUCCACUCUCGAUUCCGUUGAUGCGUGGGAGCUUUUGUCGGUCGUCUCUGUUGUGUUCCAAUACUGUCCUCUUGGCGCAGCGACACCAUACGGAAAAUUGCUCGAAGGGCUUACCCGCGGCCCCUGGGAAUCAUACUUCUUACCCUUCUGCAAUCUCUUUGCUGACCUAGGGGUGGAGAGAUUCAGGACGUUGCUACUUCCUUAUUUCAAGAGGUUCAUCGCGCAGAAGGCACACGAGCACGGAUCACAAUUUUGCGCUAUCCUCCCUCGACUUUACUACAAGCGCGACAACAACGACAACAGCGCGCUGGCGAAAGUCGAUCUACAGGCUUCUGAUCAAUGGCAAGUGACCGUACACGAACCGUUCGACAAGCUUCUUGAGUCUGUACGCGGCGAUGUCGAUUCAGAUUACGAAACAUUUUACUGCAAUGCUUUGCUAUUCGCUGUAGAUACGCUGCGUCUAGGAAACGAUAAGACCCACGGAAUAAUGACCGACCUUGCAGAGCUACUCAAGAACGCCUUAGACACCGACAGCGCAAAGCCCCGACAAACUGUAGACAUAUUUGCCACCGGCAACGGGUUUCAGGCCCUCAUCAGUAAAGGCGACAGUGAUGACUUGACGACAAGUUUAUGGCCUGCGUUGUGUCAAGCAUCUCCUGUAUAUGGCCAUUCUCUAGCUUUCUGGCGCGCAUUCCUGCGCUUAUUGGAGCGGGAAAAGACCAAAGUCGACAUUACCGGCUCUCACAUGGAACCUCUGAAGCGAACACUAAUGCGCUGCUUGGGGUCUCCAUCACAUGACCUAAGAUUCACAGCCAUACAAGUCUUGAAGAUAAUUGCAGGGCAGAGCCAGGAACAUCAGGACAUACUGCAUACCGCGAUGCUGAUCGAGCAGACACCACUGAAUCUAGAGACUCAGAGAUCCAUUGCGAUGCGCAUAGGGCAAAUCGCGAAACUGUACCCAGGUGUAUGUUCUAAUGAAUGGAUAGGGGAGGCCAUACCCGCUUUCUGUCUAGGAUUGCUACACGUCAAACUAGCUUCGGUCUGGAACGACAGUUGCGCAGCUUUGAAGGCCAUUUGCCAGACAAAAGAAGGCGAGGGUUUCGUCACCCAACAUGUUUUCGAAUGGCUGAGUGCUUCCGAUGCCAGCGAAAGUUUCACGAACGCAUCUCAACCGGAAUCCACACAGCGACCCUACGCCACAGACUUCGAGUGCACCAACCUCAUGGAGCUGCAAGGGCGUGUGGCCAAUGUACAGUCACAGGCUGACAGUACUAAGGAACAGCUGGAGACUUUAUUCAAGGACAAUCAUGCCGAAGUACCUUUCCACAAUCCUUUCAGCAGGACACAAGCUCUCCGAGUAUUGGAUUCCCUGCCACACAUCGCGGAGAAGCGUUCUCGCCUUCUUGUCCCCGUGCUGCUAAACUGGGCACUGAACCAGGCCACACCGGAGCCUGAAAAUGCGCCCAAUCCCGAACAAGAUGCGGAUGCCAUUCUGCAGGAUCGCUGGUCAAGGAAAGACCAGAAAGCAAUGCUUUCAAUCUUCGCCAAGUUCAACAACCCCAAGGUCCUGUACCGUACGGACGAGGUUCGCGAAGCUCUGCUUGCUUUACUAGGAAACGGAGACAUCGAGAUCCAGAAAGCCGCUCUGAAGGCACUUCUCACGUGGAAAGAUCCAGUCAUUGUCAAACACCAAGAACAACUGCUCAAUUUGCUUGAUGAUGAGCGAUUCCGUGACGAGCUACCAAUCUUCCUCAGCGAAGGAAAGCUGCAGGAUACCGACGUCGAUCAAGUACUUCCGAUUGUUCUGCGACUUUUAUACGGAAAAGUCAUAGCUGGCAAGCGAGGUCUGGAGUCGAAGAGGAAGGCCGUUUUCGUCGGCCUGAAGACCAGAUUCGGAGAUGACGCUAUACGCCAAUUCUUGCAGAUCGCGUUCGGGCCUUUAGGCCGCAUCUCAAUUCUCAAAGACUCCGCGGUCGAUGAAGAGCUGCUGCAGAAAGAGCUGGUAGACCCGCGAAAGCAGGUGGGAAUGUUGAACCUACUUGAUGACUUGCUGAGUACGUUUGCAACUACAUUCGCGCCCUUUGCCGGAAUCGUCGUGGAUCCCAUUCUAUACUCAGCCACCAAGGCAUCGCGAGAACUGUCAAGACCAAACGAAAGCGAAGAUGACGAAGGUCGAGCGACAAAGACCUCCUUACUGAAGACUAUCCGGCAGCGGGCGCUGCAGAUUCUGGGUAGGCUGUUUGAAAACUGUCCGGACUUUGACUGGAAACCGUACGCAGGUGUUCUAGUCAAGGAGAUGGUCGAGCCCAGGCUCGAGCAGCUGCCCAUUGAGACAGCCCAGUCCGUCUCAGGACUACUCAGAUUGUUCGCGGCAUGGUCUAAAUCAAGCCGGACAGCUCCGUUCUUGGUAGAACUCAACCCUGCCAUUCUGCACAAGAUCAUAGACUGCCUGGAGGUACCAUCGGCUAAGGACGAGGUCAAGUGCUUUGUCUUGAACGACAUCGUUCGAAGCAUCGUUUCUCUUGUCACCGAAGAAGAUGAGACACCGACGACAGAGUCGAAACUCCUCAGGAAUCGUAUCCAUACCGAUAUCAUCCAGCCAUACUCAACUGCGAUACUCCACCGAGUUGGCCAACUACUUCGCCAAAGCCCUGGUAAAGAAGUGCUCGAAGCCGGUGUACAAACGGUGGCAGACCUAGCGCCUCAUGUAGUCGGUGCCACGGAAUCCCGGAGCAUGAUCGAGAUCGCAACUUUCUUGCUUCGCCAGCCUUCAAAGCGCGUCAACCCACGUACUAAGCUUGGCUUACUCAAGAUCCUUCAUGAAUUCAUCCAGCGAUGUGAUAGCCAGAGUUUGCUUGAACUCUUUGACACAACCUACGAUGCUAUCUCACCUAUGUUCAGUUUCGUUCAGGAUCGAAUAGCCCGAAGCUUGCUUUGCGAUGUUCUCCAGGAUCUCUCCGACACCAACGGUGAUCUUACAGUGAUCGCAAAGCUGUGCCAUGAUCUGAAUUCAUUCGCUACUGGACGGCUCGAUGAACCAGACUUUGAACGCCGCUCGCAAGCUUUCAAUGCCAUAAACGAAGAAAGUUAUCGAUCAUACACGCUCACACAGUGGAAGCCUCUAGUUUACAACAUGCUGUAUCUCAUCAAGGAUAACGACGAGCUCAGCAUUCGAGUCAAUGCAUCACUAUCUCUACGUCGUUUCAGCGAGGUCGCGUCGAGCGAACAGUUCAAAGAAUUUGUGUCAGCUGCAGUCCUACCUGGGAUUCAGAAUGGUGUGCGGGAGAAUUCGGAGCUUGUGCGGGUCGAAUACCUUGCCGUCCUGGAACAUCUGGUCAAGACACAUUCAGACUGGACUCCCGUAGCCGAUCUGCAUGUCCUCCUCUCAGAAGAUGACGAGGCAUCGUUCUUUGGCAACAUUUUGCACAUCCAGGGUCAUCGACGACUGCGAGCCUUGCGCCGUCUGGCCACCCACGCGUCCCACCUGCGAGGUACCAACAUCUAUCACAUUCUGAUACCACUCCUCGAGCACUUCGUCUUCAACAAGGGUGACGACGAGGCUGCUGACAGCCUUCUGGGAGAGACGAUCAAGACACUCACAUCUUUGACCGAGAGUCUUGAAUGGCCGCAGUUCCGUUCCCUACUCAAACGCUACAUCGGCUACCUGACUAGCAAGGAAGACCUGCAAAAGCCUAUUAUCCGAUUGAUCGCAGGUCUCAUGGACGGUUUGAACCAAGCAGGACGUGCCAAAGCUUACAUUGCCAAGCCCUCCUCUCAAGGCGCAUCCGAGACAGAGGAAGCUGGGGACGCUAUGGAGAUUGACCAGCCCUUAUCGACUUUGGCCAAGACGCUCCCACAACAGGACAAACUUAGCACCGAUCUAAUCAGCAACUUCCUGCCCGACUUGACCAACUUCCUACACAAGAAGGAUGAGGCUACCGUCAGUUUACGAGUGCCGAUUGCAACCGCGAUUGCCAAGAUUCUUCUGAUUCUGCCGCCGCUCGAGAUCGAGACACGGUUACCGGGCGUUCUUCUGGAUAUCUGCUACAUCUUGAAAAGUCGCGCGCAAGAGGCACGCGACAUGUCGAGAAACACCCUCAGUGAUAUUGCUACGAUACUGGGCCCUGGCUACGUGGGCUUCAUCCUGAAGGCUUUGCGGACUGCGCUUCAACGCGGUUACCAGCUCCACGUUCUGUCGUUCACUUUGCAUACCAUUCUGGUCAAGCUCGCCGACCAAACGAACCCAGGUGAUCUUGAUUACUGUCUGGUGGAGCUAGUCGAUGUUAUCAUGGACGACACUUUCGGUGCUGCAGGUCAGGAGAAGGAUGCUGAAGAAUACAUUUCUAAGAUGAAGGAGGUGAAGAGCAGCAAAUCUUUCGAUUCCAUGGAUAUCGUAGCACGGUGUGCCACUCCCGCGCAUAUCAUCAAGCUCGUCCUUCCGAUUAGAUCUCUUCUGAUCGAGAAGCUCAAUGCAAGGAUGGUUCAGAAGAUCGACGAGCUUUUGCGACGUAUCGGACUCGGUGUUCUUCAGAACCCCACGGUGAACAACAGGGAUAUCUUGGUAUUCUGUUAUGAGCUCAUCCAGGAGGCAUAUGCUGCAACCACGACCACCGAAAAGAAGGCCAAGAUCGACCCCAAGAACAAGCGGUAUCUGAUCAACAACCGGGGAGCAGCCAAGUCUGGCGCAAGACUUAGCACCAAUUCUUACCUGUUUAAGAUGAUUCGCUUCGGUAUGGAUAUUCUUCGGACUGUGCUCCGCAAGCAUGAAGACCUCCAAACUCCCCAGAAUCUGGCUGGCUUCCUUCCGAUCAUUGGCGACGCCAUGGUACAAGGACAAGAAGAGGUGCAGGUCUCGGCUGUUCGCCUUCUCACAACCAUCAUCAAGGUACCGAUGACGGAGCUGGACACCAACUGCCCCGUGUACAUCGACGAAGCGAUGCGCGCCAUCAAGGGCGCACUGUCGUCCAACACGGAGCUUGCGCAAGCCUCACUGAAGUUAGUUUCAGCGGUGCUACGCGAGCGACCAAACGUGCCGAUCAAGGAAAGAGACGUCGGUCACCUCCUCAAGCGCAUGAUUCCCGACUUGGACGAGCCAGAUCGAUCAGGUGUCACUUUCGGUUUCCUCAAGGCUGUCAUGAACCGUCACAUUGACGUUCCUGAGAUGUACGAAGCCAUGGACAAGGUAGCCGAAAUGAUGAUCACCAAUCAGACGAAAUCCGCGCGCGACAUCGCCCGUUCGCACUACUUCCAAUUCUUGACCUCCUACACGCAGAGCGAGAAGCGCUUCAAGAAGCAGGUCGAAUUCCUCCUCAAGAACCUCCGCUACGAGCAUGUGGAAGGAAGGCAGUCAGUCAUGGAGGCGCUCGAUCUCAUCAUCGGAAAGGCGCUGCCUCGCUUCCCGGAGAAGGCACAGUAUGAGUACCACGGCAUCAUGUUCCUCCCGCUGAUCAACACUGUGGCAAACGACGACUCACCCAAAUGCCGAGAAAUGGCUAGCUUGCUCAUCAAGAGGCUGUUCCAACACGCGAGCGACAAGCGGUUGCAAAGUUUCGCGUCUGACCUUAAGAAUUGGCUGGAGCAGGACGACAACGUUGGUCUUAAGCGUCUGGGCAUUCAGUGCUUUGGGUUCUACUUCGAAGCAAUGGAAGAGGUUGAAGAGCCAAAGGAGGUAGCAUACGUUCUUGAUCGGCUCGACGCAACGAUUGAUGAGUGUUUGACACGACGCGAUGAAGACGACUGGGAGUUGUUGUACUACUCUCUCACUCUACUCUCCAAGAUCUGCAAGAAGUACACCGACACCAUGUUUGCAUCGAACAAGGAUAGCCUAUGGACCGCAGUACAAGCAAGCGCAACUUACCCGCACUUAUGGGUCAAGCUCAAGGCUGCGGAGCUGUUGGGUACAUACUUUGCCCAUCUGGGUGUCUCGAACAAGGACACUGGUCUUGGUGCUCUACCUCUGGAGGGGUCAGGUGGUCUGCAACUAACAGAGCAGAGCAUGACGCAGCUCUGCAAUGCCUUCCUGAGGAAUCUGCUCAACCCCGAGGUCUCAGAACAGCUCUGCAUGCAGAGCGUCAAGAAUAUCGCUUUCCUCGCGCGCUGCCUCGCUGUCAACGGCGCCAAAUGGCACUGGCAGAAGACCGACGACGAAGAAGAAGCGGGAGAAACAGCAGCGUCAACAAACGGCGCCGCAUCAGCCCUAGACGACGAAGAAGAUUUCUCCGGCUUCUCCCCUCCACCCGAAUCGAAGAAGCCCGAGAAAACAGACGACACUCCACCAACAGCGAUCCACCGCCUCAUGAUCCGCCUCUCAGGCAUCGUCCGCAAAGAUAAGAGCACCAUGAACGCAAAAACAACCAUAAUGUCCCUCUUCGACACCAUCGCCGCGAAAUUCCCUCUAGAACCGCUUUCAACAUCCCUCCCCCACCUCCUCACCACACUCUCCACCCUAACAUCCACCGACGCCACCUUCCCCAAAGCAAGUGCCGCGCUCGCUCCCACUUCCAACAACAACCCGCCUGUAGACCCAUACAAAGCGCUAUCAGAUAAGGCGCGCGAGGUCAUGAAUACGCUGCAGAAGCGGUUGGGUACGCAGGAGUAUCUUAAUGUUAUGGCGGAGGUGCAAAGAGGUGUUCGGGAGCGGAGAGAAGAGAGGAGGCGCAAGAGGAAGGUGGAUGCUGUGUUGGAUCCUGAGAAGGUGAUGAAGGAGAAGAGGAGGAGGCAUGAUGUUAAGAGGGUUAAUAAGAAGGCGAGGAGUGCGGGAGAGAAGGGGAGGAGGCAGGGAUGGUAG
Molecule: messenger RNA, 7965 nt
Organism: Alternaria infectoria
Lineage: Eukaryota; Fungi; Ascomycota; Dothideomycetes; Pleosporales; Pleosporaceae
Exons: 2
Coding region: 1-7965 (2654 amino acids)
Cellular component (GO): 90S preribosome; nucleolus; small-subunit processome
Source: RefSeq, a predicted model, not a curated record